AUUUUAAAUGCCGGCGAUAAAUAUACUCUAUACUUUUUACAAUAUUUGAUGGAGUUCUUUCCCUUAACUGUACAAUUGAGUAAACGACGCGAGGCUGCGAGGCUCGUUCCGCCGCCACUGCCGAGAACAACUGAAGAUUCCGAUUCAUCGUCUGAAGAUUCCGAUUCAUUGUCUAAAGAUUUCGAUUCAUCGUCUAAAGAUUCCGAUUCAUCAUCGGAAGACCCCGACGACGAACGAUCUCAUUCUCCCGACACGAUGGACGUGGACACUCAUAAACUUCUCGAAGCCCAAAAUGAGAACACAGAUCGUGUAUUGUUUGCUAUUCCAGGCCGUGAUUCAUAUCCUUAUCACUUUCAUCAUCGUCUUCUUCGUUGUUCUGACGGUUGUGAUAAUAUUGCGACAUGA
Molecule: messenger RNA, 405 nt
Organism: Paraglomus brasilianum
Lineage: Eukaryota; Fungi; Glomeromycota; Glomeromycetes; Paraglomerales; Paraglomeraceae
Source: the annotation of a GenBank genome assembly